AUGGCCGAGGACAAGAAAUAUUCUGGAGAGUUCGUCCGCGAGACUUAUCCUGGUGACGAUAUCCAACAUGGCCAAGUGACCGACAACUCCGACGACUUGCAGCGUCAUCUUGGUAACCGUCAAAUCCAACUCAUUGCGAUUGGUGGUUCUAUUGGAACUGCUCUCUUCGUGUCCAUUGGAGGCGCUCUCAACAAGGGUGGUCCCCUCGGUUUACUCCUCGCAUACACUGGAUACUCUUGCAUCAUCGCUCUUGUGAACAACGCCAUGGCUGAAAUGGCCAGUUUCAUGCCCGUGUCCGGAGGUUUCAUUCGAAUGGCUGGACACUGGGUCGAUGAGUCCCUAGGCUUCAUGGCCGGCUGGAACUUCUUCUUCUACGAAGCUCUGCUGAUUCCUUUCGAAAUCACAGCUCUCAACAUUGUGCUGCGAUUCUGGAGAGAUGACAUACCAGUCGCUGCUGUCUGUGCGGCCGUCAUCGUUCUAUAUGCUGCUUGCAACAUCUUGGCUGUAAAGGCAUACGGUGAGGCAGAAUUUUGGCUCUCUGGAGGCAAGGUCAUGCUGAUCCUGAUUCUCUACUGCUUCACCUUCGUCACCAUGGUUGGAGGUAACCCUCAGAAGGAUGCCUAUGGCUUCCGAUACUGGCGCGACCCUGGCCCAAUGCCCGGCAGCAGCGAUCUUGGACGUUUUGAAGGCUUCCUAGGUUCUCUUUGGGCUGCGUCUUUCUGUAUCGUUGGUCCCGAGUACAUCUCCAUGGUCUCCGGUGAGGCUAAGCGUCCUCGCGCGUACAUCAAGACCGCAUUCAAGACUGUGUACUUCCGAUUUGGUGCCUUCUUCAUCCUUGGUGCUCUUUGCGUCGGUAUCGUUUUGGCAUACAACGACCCAGAGCUUGUCAGCGUAUUGGCAGCUGGUGAGAGCAGUGCUGCUGCCUCUCCCUACGUCAUUGCUAUGAAGAACCUCAACAUCGGCGGCCUUCCCCACCUUGUCAACGCCCUCUUGAUCACGAGUAUCUUCUCUGCGGGUAACACGUACACUUACUGCGCGACUCGCAGUCUGUACUCGCUUGCUAUUGAAGGCCGUGCCCCCAAGAUCCUGCGCAAGUGCACCAAGAACGGUGUUCCGAUCUACUGCUUCUGUGUAGUCAUGAUCUUCCCGUUCUUGUCUUUCCUGCAAUUGUCGGACGACUCUGCCAAAGUCCUGACCUGGCUCACCAACAUCAUCACUGCUGGUGGUGUCAUUAACUACAUCGUCAUGUGCGGCACCUACCUUGCUUUCUACAAGGCUUGCAAAGUUCAAGGCCUCGACCGAAAGACGCUUCCCUACUGCGGUUACUUCCAGCCAUAUGGUACCUGGUUUGCGCUCUGCUUCGAGAUUUGCGUUGUCUUUGUGUAUGGUUACAGCACCUUCAAGCCCGGCAACUUCACCCUUGAGUCUUUCUUCACGUACUACACCAUGGUUGGCGUUGCCCCGAUCCUGUUCAUCUUCUGGAAACUCUUUAAGAGGACCAAGUGGCUGAAGCCACACGAGGUUGACCUUGUCUGGGAUGCUCCUCUCAUCGAUGCCUACGAGGCCUCCUUCAUCACACCACCUGUCGGCUUCUGGACUGAGAUGUUGCAACUUAUCGGACUGAAGCGUAACGUCCCCGUGGACAAGCGUGCUGUUUAA
Molecule: messenger RNA, 1659 nt
Organism: Alternaria burnsii
Lineage: Eukaryota; Fungi; Ascomycota; Dothideomycetes; Pleosporales; Pleosporaceae
Product: histidine permease
Exons: 2
Coding region: 1-1659 (552 amino acids)
Biological process (GO): amino acid transmembrane transport
Cellular component (GO): membrane
Molecular function (GO): amino acid transmembrane transporter activity
Source: RefSeq, a predicted model, not a curated record